UGUUGAUGUUUUGUGGCAGUAAGUGGGAAGCUGGGAUACUUCUGGUCAGAGACCAAGCAUGGUAGUAUAGAUAUAUCCAGUGAUUCAUCCUAGGUCAGAUUAAAUAUCCUCUCUCUGUCUGAGGCCUGCGAUCACUCCCCAUCAGUCUUGUGUGAGGCAGUCUGAUCAGCCACAUAAUUAAGUGGGGGAGGAGUAAAUGACCCGGUCUCUGAGGACAAAAUUUAAAUCGAGCCAUCCAUCAGCUGGGAGACAGCUGAGCUGAUUGUGUCUGCAAAUGUUAAGGAGAAUCAUCCCUGUCCACCAACCACUGAAGAAUUAGGUGUACCACCUUAAUUGUUUGUUCACCUUCUUGUAGAAAAUUGGAGAAUCUUUGAUUUAUAAUCGCUGCAGAUUACAGCAUUUCUUUCUAGUGUGUUCGAAUUUUAGAUGUGAUUUGUCAAUGUCUGGGAUUAGGGGAGAAUUUGACUGGAUACUGGUGUUCUAAUAAUGGAAGCAGCAUCUGAUCUUUAGAUCUUGUUAAAUUCUCUCAGGAGUAACUCUGCUCUGAAAUUUUGUGAUUUGUCAGCCUAGUCUUGACUUUAAUCCUCAAUAGGAUUCUAUAAAAUUGUGGAAUAAAACUUUGUUACUGAUUGAUUUUAAGAAUUGACCUUGAAUGGUUGAAAAAUAUUUACAGAUCAGAAACUUGCUAAUCAAUGAACAUGACAGGUUAAGUCUGUGAAGAUGCUAAUAAAGGGACAAUUUUAACAUGCACAAGGCGUCUUUGUAGAGAUAGAUUUCUGAAUUAAUUAAUCUAUAAUGCAAUGCAGUGCAGGUUGGCCUCAGUGCUUAGUAAUACAAUCUAAGGAGUUCUGUGAACUUUGAUGAUACAAACAUCGGACAGUUGUCUGGAAUAAAACUUAAUUAAGUGGACAUCCAAGACAGGACAGAAUGGGGAACUUCUGGAGAUAGCUCUAGGGCCCUGGGGGACGCUGAAAGUCGAUACAGUCAAGUAUAGAGAGAUUGGACUGUAGCCGCCAAGACUGUGCUUGUGAAGCGUUUUGUUAAAUUGAUACCCUGAGCUGGAGAAUGGAGGCGAGAGACUCUGGGAAUUAAGCCAUUAGGAGAGUUAUUUUUUGAGAAGUUUGGUAUUGAGUACAUUGAGUGAUCGUAAUGCCGCGUAAAGGGAAGUACGAGAUUGAGGCGUAUAAGUACCAGUACUGGAACUGCCUGUGUUGUUGGAAAGUCCAGCAGGAAAAAUGUGACACAGCCCUGAGUCUAAAAAGCUACAAAAAGCAGAAUAAUAUGGAUGGGAGCCUGUAUUGUGACAAUCAUAUUCCAGCCAUGCCUAAACCACCCCUGGCUUCAGGAAAACCUAGGAUCCCCUCCUCUCCAGAUGAUCAGGAGCUGGACACCUUUGAGAUGCUGAUUAAUUAUCAGGAGAGGAGUCGAAUGGACGACCAGAGAUGUGAUAUCAGCUCCUUCAUACCAAAGGGCGCUUCUGCCGAGUUUUAUGAAUAUGUCCUGAAUUUCCAAAGUCGGGGACGACUGGAAGACCAGCGGUGUGCAAUGCCUGAAAACCCUAAGGCUCCUUUAACUCCCACUCAAAUAGAGCAACGAAAAACCAUGGAACAAAUGGAGCAGAUUCUUCGGGACCCUGCACCGUACCCCAUGGUUUACCUCCCCUCCAAUGUGGGGUAUUUUUCAACAAUUUGUGAAAAUUAUGCCACAGCAUACAGGAAGUACUUCAUGGGUCAGGAACACUUUGAUUACUAUGGACAGGAUCCAAUCCUGGGGCCUCUUGUCCUGUCACUCAAGGAGGAGAUCACAGAAAAAGAGGAGGAGACAAUACGCUGUGUAUUUAGAACAAAGUCUAGCUCCCAGCACAAAGUCAUUCCCUAUGAACAGCUGGACAACAUUCCAAAUCCUGUCAAAGUCGCCAAGUGUUUUUGUGAGGAGAUAACGUGUGAGAAGUUUGACCCUGUGUUAACGACUAAAGGCUCCAGCUUAAUCGUCCAGUUUGAUGAACACAACCUCACAAACCUGUACAAAUUUGGAAUCAUCUGCCAGAAAUUUAGACAGACAAAGGAGGAGCAGUUGUUCAGUAACCGAGAUCACAGUGAAAGUAUGGAGGAGUUCCUAAGUCUGAUAGGGGACAGGGUGCCACUCAAGGCCUUCCAGGGGUACAGAGGGGGACUAGACACAGUUCAUGGUCAGACAGGGGAGGACUCAGUGUAUACCAACUAUCAGGGGAGAGAAAUCAUGUUCCACGUGUCCACACUCCUCCCCUACACAGAUGGAGAUCCACAACAGCUACAGAGAAAGCGACACAUAGGGAAUGAUAUUGUAGCCAUAGUUUUCCAGGAAGAAAAUACUCCAUUUGUGCCAAACAUGAUUGCCUCCCAUUUCUUACAUGCUUUCAUCGUAGUUCAGCCAUUUACUGAAGAUGGAGUAACCAGAUACAAGGUUGCCGUGGCAGCUCGCAGUGAUGUACCUAAGUUUGGUCCACCAUUACCCAAUCCAGCAAUAUUUGAGAAGGGGCCAGAGUUUCGAGAUUUUAUUCUCACUAAACUCAUCAAUGCGGAGACAGCUUGUUACAAGGCAGAACAGUUUGCAAAGCUUGAGGAGAGGACACGCACAGCUCUUCUGGAGGUUUUACUACAGGACCUGUCACGGAAAACUAACGAACUGUUUGGGACCAGCUCCCCUAGCGCUAAUUCUGCCAAAGAGAACCGUAACUUUAUGGACAACAUUAAGAGGGCGCUCAGUAAGAAGGAGUCGCGGUCCUCAGAGUCCAGCGGGAGGAAGUCUAAUGGGUCGUCAUCACUGGCCCCCGUAGGGGAGGAUUUAUCUAGUCCAAAGAAAUCGCCGAGCUCCAUUAAGAAGAGUGGUCGCCACAGUCUGGAGAGAAGAUUUGCUGAGAAGAAUCAAUUUCAGCGUUUUGACAGUCACAGUACCCAGUCGUCGUACAAAACGUGUAGCGUUCCCAACAGUCCACAGUCCAGUCCUAGUUCUACAGCGUCCGCGUCAAGGAUAACAGGCUUCCAGCAGUUAUCUCCCUCUAACUCUGAGAGCUCGUUUAACAGUAUAGAGGAUUUCUCUAAUGGUCAGAGUGGUCAUCAGAACCAUGAGGACUCAGACACCGGCAUGGAGAGUAUGUCCUCAGCAGGGACCCCCUGUAAUACUCAUAUGAAGACCUCGGUGUCUAACAGUCUCAGUGAAGAUAGUUGUGGUUGUGUAUUCAUACCUCUGGAAGGCGAAGGUUACGAGAACUUGAACAGACAUACAGAACACCUCACUGCUGAAAUUCAGAAACUCAAAAAGGAAAAGAAGGCGAGUCAGAGGGAGAUCCAGAGCCUUAAGGACCGUGAGUCUCAGAUGAUGAUCGAGCUACGCACCGCUCAACAGGAACUCCAUAAACUCAGGCUCAAUGUGAUUGCAGGCGUCAGUCACUUCGAGGCCACUGUGUGAUCCACUCCACUGUUGUACUCUAGAAAUCAUGUGACGCUUCACAGGUCAGGGAUGUUAACGAUAACUGGCCUGUCUGCAGGACAUCAGAGGACACUAUACGCACAGUGAGGUUAAAAUGUUGUCUGUGCUAGAUACUUGACCAAGGACUGUGUUCUCACAGACAGUUAUGGUCAGGUGAGGGGAUGUGAUCGUAUCCCAGUUUAUAGCUACACAGAUAUUUCCUCCAGAUUGUGUGGGUGAACCCUGUCCCAGUCCAGAUACAUGACACAAACUGAUAUUUAGGGCUUCUUCAUUACAACUUCAUUGAAUGGUGUCAUCUCUCCAGAACGUGAGAUAAUGAGAUGUGAUUGACUGAGAUAACUCCAUCACUUAAUCAUCUGAAACACUACCAUGAGAUUGAGAUGUUGUGUACUUCUAGUCAAAUACCUGAGGAUUAUUUUGUUAAAUGCUCUAAUCAUGUUAUACCAGCACUGACUUGAGUUGGUCAAAUUGUUGAUGCUUUGUUCUGUUGAUAUCUGACAAUCAAAAUAGUUAUGAUGUCAUCUUCUGCUUUCUCCCUGUUAGAGACUGCCAGCUAGGCGGAGAGAAUGGUUGUUUACUAUAUACAUAGAAAUCGGUUUCUUAUGUUAAUACAAAUAUAUUUUAUGUGUUCAAUUAUCCCAGAAAAAUUAGAUUGUACAGUUCCAUCAUUUCUUAAUUUACAAAAUGUUAGUUUUUUUUAUCCCGUUUUUGAAAGUCCCAAUGUUAAAAUAAAAAACAGAAACUGAAAGUAGAGAAACUCUUUAAUAAAACUAAACUUUAUUGUAGAGUUUUCAAAUUUUUAAAGUGUUGAGUAUAAUAUUAAAUCAAAGGAUGCUUCCUAAUUAAAUAUUGAAUAAGAACUACUUUGAACAAGUUAAAUGUAUAUAUCCUAUGUAAAAGUAGGAUCAUUUUUUUUAAAAAUGUGAUGUGUGUGCUUUUGUGAGAACCAGUGCUUCUUGUGAACCAGCUGUAUGUGUGAACCAGCGGUAUUUUUGAACAAGAAAGUGUGAACAAGAUGUGUGUGUGUGAGCCUGGCCUGUGAUAUGAGAAUUUUAUAAGUGAGUUAUUUGAAUGUGAGUUGUUGAUGCAUGAGUUGUUUUCUUAUUAAGAAUAUCUGGUGCUACUUGCUCUGUUAAGUUUGUGCAAUAUUUUGUAAAUAAGAUUCUAUAUUUAAGGACAAACAUGUGUUCAAUGAUCAGAUUCCACAUUACCAAGCUCUGGUAAAUAAAUUACAUGUCAACUCUU
Saccostrea cuccullata (small rock oyster) is the source of this 4713-nucleotide messenger RNA. Its product is annotated as rap1 GTPase-activating protein 1-like. The record is from RefSeq and is a predicted model, not a curated record. The transcript is spliced from 23 exons. Gene Ontology annotation, biological process: activation of GTPase activity; regulation of small GTPase mediated signal transduction. Gene Ontology annotation, molecular function: GTPase activator activity; protein binding. Bases 1150 to 3447 code for a protein of 765 amino acids. NCBI's taxonomy places the organism in Eukaryota, Metazoa, Mollusca, Bivalvia, Ostreida, Ostreidae. Gene Ontology annotation, cellular component: cytoplasm.